Molecule: messenger RNA, 1263 nt
Organism: Seminavis robusta
Lineage: Eukaryota; Bacillariophyta; Bacillariophyceae; Naviculales; Naviculaceae
Source: the annotation of a GenBank genome assembly
AUGAGACGUUCAGGUUCCUCAUCGUGCAUGCUUCGUCCAAAGAACAGCAUGGAUAGCUUGGACAGCCAAUUCCCAGAGCAACUCUCCGUGACCAUGAUUAGCCGAGAAGAUUUGCCUUCCUUCUCAACCGAACGGUUUUUCAUGCUCAGCGAAUUUCAUCUGAACGCGCACUCGAUACGCUUUGUAUCAGAUCUCCAAGAUGACUUUACUAUCCCAUCAUCCUCCAACGACGACAGCGAUGUGGAUACCUCGGCUGUGCUGGAAGAAUUCAAAAAUGGCACAGAUUCCUUCCCACCCUUUCUCAUCUUUUACAUCCUAUGGCGACCCGACAUGACCAAAUCUGCUGAAGCAUUUGCUUCUGAGCACAUCCUUCCCGCGGUAGAAGCUGUGCAAUCUCACACCGUGAUUGCCCCUUCCGAAGAAGAAAAGAAGAAAGCUCGGAGUGGGGACGGCACAACCACUCCAACCAACGGCUGUCGAACUCCCACGGGAGACCAGGAAAAGGAAUCUGAUUUUGCUGGUCGAGAACACGAUAGUGUCACCAGUUCAUCCCUAAGCUCUUUGACAGAAAAUCGAAGAACUCGACUGUAUCUCGUAGUAGAACGAACAAAUCCUUUUCAAGACGACGAUGAUGACAAUGAUGAUGGCAAGGACCAAAGCACAUCACCGAUUGAAAUGCAACAAAAACACGAAAAGCAACAACAACAUUUUGAGAGCGAAACAGCUCUUGCAGAAAACCUCGCAAGACACAUGGCUUCUCACUCUCGAUUACGCUCAGUCUUUCAUGGAAUUACCAUUGGCGUGGCCAAUCACAAGCGAGCUGCCCCAGGACUGGACGCUUGUUUAAAUGCAAUCAACUUUGGCGCCCGAGAUAGAAGAAAGAUUUCACGAGACGCCAAGUGUCAUAUUGGUUUAAUUUGUUUAACACCCAACGAUCUGUUGGGUCUCGACAAGGACGGGGAAACGGAUGCUGCACAGAAUGUCUUGCAGACACGAAUUAGUACCGAGUGGAAUGGAAAGGGCAAUCUCAAGACAUUUGCCUAUCGAGCCCACGCCAUGUGGUGCAAAGACUUUGGCAUGCCUCUACAUUCAGCUGAUUUCCCUCUGGCAGAAGGAAAACGAAGGUCUGGGAGACGUCUGGGUCGGUUGGAUGAAGAGCUGGAACGACGCUUUGAUUCAUUGAUAUUGGAUAUUCUCAACUUUGGUGCGUUCCUCUUGAUUACAUAUUUUGUAUGGAAAGGCUUGGCAGGAGAGCUUUCGUAA